AUGCUAAUCAGGUCUUUUAUUCUCGUAACUUUCGUGAGCUCGUUAAAUCUACUCAAAGAAUUAGGGAGUCUUUAUUUAACAGAAGGUGAGGAAUAUGAACUUCCUUUAUCAGACUACUUUUCUGGAGACAACUUAUCAUUUUCAAUAGGAGACACCAACAUGACUAAUAGCUCUGCAAGAAUAGAAAACCAAUGCGAUUUUCAUCAUUUAUCUACGACUCCAUAUGAAAAGCUAGAGAAAUUUUGGCCCUCUUGGGAUGCUCAGCCUGCUAUAAUAUGGCAAGAUGUAAAUUUUCAAGUUAUUGCGGGAUUCAGUCAAAAUUAUUUAGCUGUUUAUAAAUUUUUGGCGUUAACAGAAGAAACCAAGCUUAUUUGAAGUACAACUCUAAGCACAGAGCACAAAAACUCUCAAAUUCAAGCAGUUGCGCCAGUGAAAGCUAAUCAUGGUGACAAUUAUCUGGCUGUAUUAAUAAAACAGCAAGAAAGCAAUGGCUUAUGAAGAAAUGAUAUCUAUAUGAUUAAAAUGCAGGAUGGAUAUAUUUUCCACGACCCUGAAAAGUUAAAUUUAAAUGAAAUUACCUACGCUUCAAAAAUUCUAAUGGAAUAUGGAGCUAUGCAUAGGUAUUUUCCCAUCUAUUGCGAAUUUCAUAAAAAUUCAAGCAUUCCUAAUGUUUUGUAUAUUUAUGAAAUAAGUAAUUUUCAUGAGCCAAUUUUAGUGCAAGCUAUUUCAAAUUAUGAGAAAAUAGCAUCUAUGAGCAGUUCCCUUUCUGUAAAAAGUAUCUUAACAGCUUCUCAACAUAUAUACAUUUUAGAUUCAAAUUAUGGUGUUAUUUCUUUUUAUAAAACCUGGCCAUUAGAAAUUUUUGAAGAAGAAUUAAACAUAAAUUUAAGUUAUUUCGGAGAACUUUAUUCAAUGGAAUUUAUAGAUUUAGGAAAAAUGAUAAUAGCAGCUAGCUCAGGAAUCAUAAUAAUUGAAAGAGCGGGUGGAAAGCUAGGGUUAAGAAGAUUUUCGAAAAAUCCAGAAAAAGAUAUAUGAAUCCAGGGAUACGAAUUUCAAAACUACUAUUUCCUUCAAUCAGCUAGUGGAAUAUUGUCGAUAUUUUCUAUAUCUAAAGAAAAUCAAGUCGAAGCCGCUUAUAAAAUUAAUUUGAAAACUUUAGAUAGUCAGGGUGAUAGAAACAUCCCACGCAUACUUUGUGAUAGAGAAAAAAAUUCAUAUUACUUCCAAAUAUUUGAAGAAGAGGGACUUAAAGCUUAUAGAAUUAAUUUAAAAGAAUGGAAACUAAAAAUAGUAGGAGACUUAUUUUAUGUCAAGGUUACAGCAAAAGACGAUGAUAGCCAAGAAAUAUCAGAUAUUUUAAACGUCAUUUCAAUUCCAAAAAAUUCUGAUAAGAUUUUGGCACUAGAAGAGGGGCGAUUAAAAGUGCCUGAGCCUAUAGAUUUACAAAUAAGUGAGAAAAACUCAAUGCUAUUAUUCUUUCCUUCCACUUAUUUUUCAGGGCCAAAUCUUACAUAUGAGUUUAUUUUCCCACAUUCAGAAAAAUUCAAAUAUGAAAUUUCUAAUAUAACCAGGCUAGAAUUAGAAGAAAGCUUUACCUCUCCUGAUGGUCUUCAAAAUUUUCUAGUUUCUGACUCAGUAUUUUAUUAUUUUUAUGAUAAUAAAAUUGACUUAGAAAGAACCAAAUAUUUCAGAUUCACUUUAAAUAUAGCCAACCCAAUAAAAAUGUUGGAAAAUAAUGGAUAUUAUGUGGUUUAUUCAAGUCCAAAUAAAAAUAGAUUUCUUAUAUCAACCCUUUUAUCUGAUGAGCAAACAUUGAAUUUAGUAGAAGAAAUGGAAUCAGAGAUUGAUUGCAUGUUUUUAGAUUUCUAUAAUAGCUGACUACUAUGUGGAAAUAAUGAAACAAUUAAUAUUUAUAAUUGGAGCGGGUUUUGAAAAAAAAUGUUUUCUUUAACUGAGAUUAUGGAUCAAAUUAAUUUUAAGUUAGAAAUAGCUGAUGCUUUUCAAAACAAGGAUAAUGGUUUUAUUUAUAUACUUGACAGAAAUUUUGGAGUAUUCGUUAUCAAAAUGUUUGAGAGGCAAAACUCAAUUAAAUUCGCAUUAAGAACGAGAGGAAUAUUUAAAAUUUUGAUGCUAGAAGAAGGAAAAAUGGGGCUUAUUUAUGAAGACAAAGCUGAAAUUUAUAAUUAUCUUUUUCAACUUGAAAAAACUAUAUUUUUUAAAGCAGUGGGACCACUUACAAAUGCUUUUGUGCAUCAAUCCAUUAUUUUUAUACAAAUAGGUGCAAUUUUUUAUGUAUACAAUCCAAGUCAAUUGUCACAUGAUGCAUUAGUCUAUUCAUUUGAAAUCCAAAGCCCAGGAAUCAUUUCUAGAGGCUUAAAUUGUUGGUAUGAGUUAUUGAUUACCAAUUAUAAUCCAGAUGCAAAACUUAUUGAAAUAUACAAGAGCUCACUUCCAAAUAAAGAUUUUUUCCCUUAUGUUUAUAAAAUUAGCAUAAUUGCUGAUGACAUUGAUAGUCUACAGAGCUCAAUCUAUCAAGAAAGUUUUUCAGUAAUAGCAUAUAAUGCUCAUGAAAAAAUGGAAGCCAAUUUUUCAUUAUUGUUGCACGCUGAUGGGGGCUUCCCAUGAAUAGAAAAUGAAAAAUUAGUUAUCCAUGAGAAUUUACCUUAUAAUAAUAGAUUUGAGGUAGAUUUAAGCAGCUCAUUUCAUGGACAAUAUUUAAAUAUGAGCUUAAAUAUCAAUGGAAUUAAUAUUAAUGAUGAAAAAUCAGAAAUUUUGCCAGCUUUCAUACCGAAAAGAGUAGAAGUUGUAGGAGAGCAUCAAGCAAAAAAUAAUUGAAUGAAAGACCAUAUAAUUCUUCCCAGCACAGAAAUAGCUUUGAUAGCCAGUGAAAAUGGUUUUCUUUUUGUGAAUUCAACAGGCUUUAAUGAUGAAGAAAAAUUUUUGAAUAUUUCUGAGCAUACUAAUCUCAAGAGCUUGACUUGCUCUUUAGUUGAAUCCUUUCCACAUACAAUUAAAAAUUUGGCAUUAAUAGUUGCAUCUUGCAAUUAUCAGACUGCAAGUGAUAAUCUUUUUGUGGAAACAGUGAAAGAAUUUGCUCUCGAAAAUGCACUUAUUUUGUGGGAAAUCGAUUUUAUUAGCUUAAAAAUUACAAAUUAUAGUUUAUUCAGUGUUGCUGCAGGACCAUGAUGCUUUAAAAUUGCCCCACUAACUGAAAUAGACUUUGAGCUAAUGGUUGCAAUGGGUGAUAAUAACUUUUUUGAUUAUAAUGAUGUUUUAAGAUUUAGAGGAAAAUGAAUUGAAAAUCUUAUAACCAUUCAGCUUUUAGAAACUAUAAAUUUCUUUUCAUUAGAUGUUCCAUCUUUUUCCCCUGUGUCACUUGAUUACAAGGUAAAAAAUUCUCAAACUUCUUACUGAUAUCUAGCAGACAAAAAUUAUGGAAUUAGAGUUUUAGAAACUAAUAAUAACCAAAGAAGUCAUUUGGUAGGGGAGCUCCCCUAUCUAAAUAUUCAUAACUAUUUCAUUGCAUUUGGUCUUUGUGGAGAUAUUUUAUAUCUUUCUUCAUCUAUUUCAACAAUAGUGUCUUAUAAGAUAAAAGACUAUAUUUAUUUUGAAAAAGGCUCUGAUUAUAAUAUUUUGAAAUGAUCAGAAGGUGCCUAUAUUGGAGCACAUAGUCCUAUUAUAUGUUCAAUGGAUAAUCGAUAUUUUGCAGCCCACACAUUCAAUUAUAAAUCCUUAUUUCUCACAAUUUUUGAUACAAAAUCUCAAAGCAAUUCGAAUCUCUACCCUAAUGUUUAUCUCUCUCUCACUAGUUUUGCUCCGAUGAUGCUAAAAGCAAAAUUUAUCACUGAAAAUGAAAUUUCUGCAAUUUUCUAUUCUAGUUUUGCAUAUAAAAGACUCAAGAUAAAUCAAAAUUCUUUAAUAUUUCCAAAUAUGAACAAAACUCAGUAUAAUGAAAUAAUAAGCGAAUGGGGAACUGAGAAUUUCAGCAUUACAAUUACUGCAGAAAAUAUGAAUAGUGUUGCUAAUUCUUCGACCAUUUAUUUUACACGUGAAAUAGAUUCAGGGACUUUAGUUCAAAGCAAUUUAUUAGAUUUUACCUAUUGACUGGUAAGAUUUUUAAUUCUUAUUGUCAUUUUAGCUGUUUUUGCAGCAAGCUUAAACUUCGCUAAAAGAAUCGGGCCAAAGCAUAAAAUAGUUCAAGCAUAUUUUGAUGAAAAAGCAUUGAAGGCAUAA
Blepharisma stoltei is the source of this 4233-nucleotide messenger RNA. The record is from the annotation of a GenBank genome assembly. NCBI's taxonomy places the organism in Eukaryota, Ciliophora, Heterotrichea, Heterotrichida, Blepharismidae.